Tuber aestivum (summer truffle) is the source of this 754-nucleotide messenger RNA. The record is from the annotation of a GenBank genome assembly. NCBI's taxonomy places the organism in Eukaryota, Fungi, Ascomycota, Pezizomycetes, Pezizales, Tuberaceae.
GUUCCGAUGGGUAGAUUGUCUCCUAGGGAUUCUGGAAGAUUGUCUGACGCCAGAAUCUAUGAGAGAUGCCUUGAAGGAACUCCCCAAAGACUUAGAUUCUGUCUACGCAAGGACCCUCGAUCUCAUUCCUGAGAAGCAGAAGGAAUUAAUUCAGCGGGCGAUGCAUUGGCUUGCAUUUUCGGCAGAACCAUUGACUUUAGGCCAGCUUGCGGAGGCUGUUGUGAUAAAAUACGAUGUCAACGAGUAUGGCGAUGAUUUCGGAGCUAUUCUUGACAUGAACUGCCUCAUGGACGCUUGCCCAAGCCUUAUCUCCUUCGAAGAUGCCAGAGGCCACAAAUCAUCUCCCCAGGAAAACCGCCGAUUACGGCUAGCACAUUUCUCGGUAAAGGAAUAUUUGAUCUCCGACCGGGUAGCUCAGGGCCCCAGUGCCUUCUAUCAUAUUUCGGAGGAUGAAGCCAAUUUACUGAUGGGGCAUGCCUGUCUCAGUCGAAUACUGCGACAUAGUGCACAAGGCGCCAUAUGUGGAAACGAAGUCGAAAGAACACCGUUCCUCUACCAUAGUGCUCGCUAUUGGUUCGUGCAUAUUCGAUCUAUUGAGGUCACGGCGCCGGCUCCACUCUCCAAAGCUGCGUUGAAGGUCCUCGAGCUUGGGCAAGGAUGGCUAGAUAUUUAUAACCCCGAUAGUCUCCACCGGUCUCUACUGGAUCCUGGAGUUUACCCACCAGCAAUCUACUAUUCCUCCUUGUUAAGUCUG